Messenger RNA from Penicillium daleae, 477 nucleotides. RefSeq lists its product as uncharacterized. The record is from RefSeq and is a predicted model, not a curated record. The transcript has a single exon. Bases 1 to 477 code for a protein of 158 amino acids. Lineage: Eukaryota; Fungi; Ascomycota; Eurotiomycetes; Eurotiales; Aspergillaceae.
AUGGCUCAUCCAGAACCGCUUCGAGUGCUUGUCAUCGUCUCACAACGAAGCUCCUUAUACACUCAAACCAAUACUUUUCCAGAAGAAAUUGUUCCACUAGCCAUGCGCCUCCUCAAGAAGAGAAAGAUGUGGAAAACAACAGGUUAUCCCGCCGUAACGAAACUCCUCGCCGUUCAAAAAUGGCGUAGCCGCGCAUUCCUCGUCUUCGACAUCGCCAAUGAGGCAUACGAUGCGAAGCUCGGCCAUCUUCCUGAACACAACCAGCUACCCGUGGUUGUGGCCCACUUCAGCAGGAAGAGGGCGGCAUAUCCAGCGAAUUCAUGGGUAUCUCAACAAGUCAAUCACGAUGUUGCGAUGCUGCAUAACGCGAAUGGCUUGGACGCCGUCCCGCCGUUCAUGGAAGACCAUACUCUCGGAACGCCGCCAGCAUACCACAGUCCCCGGGAUAUCUCAAUGUUGCGGGUCAGGUAUAUCUAG